ACGCACUUGUACCGGCAGUUGGUCUGCUGCUGAGAAAGGUCCCGGCUGGCACGUGGGAUACGAGGAGAUUGCGCUCGCCGCCGCCGAUCCGGCCCACCCAGCCGCGCUGCUUGCGCACCGCGCCGACGGCCGCACGCGGCUCGGCAACUCCAGCGCGCUCGUCGACUUCGACGCUGCGCUCGCCGCCGAUCCGGCCCACCCGGCCGCGCUGCUCGCCAAGGGCGCCUUGCUCUGCGGCCUCGGCCAGUACGCGCUCGCCGGAAUCUUGCACAUUAAGUGAUGGGGCCUGCGCGUGAUGGGGCGGCUCGGUCGGAUCCUGCGCGUGCUGCCGGCGCAUCGGCUCCUCCCUCGCCGGCGCGGCCAAGCGUUGGAUCCAGAUUCUGCUGCCUAGCGGAGGACGAGGAUUUUGACGAGAAGACGCGGGAGACGGCGGAGGAGGCGGCGUGGUUAGUGCUUGGGUUUGAACCAGUAGUGCAGCAGAUCGGGCGGUUGCCGGAUUUGUCCCUAGAGGAGGUGAGAGAAGACUUCUGGACAAAGAUCGGAUUCCCGACGUCUGAGUCCAGGGAAUGGUCAAGGUGUGCGUCGCCGGAGGUACGUUUUUCGUCGUGCAGGUUGUCGGAGCGGGCAAGGUCUGCGUCGCCGCCGCCGAGGGAGAAGGUCAAGAGGUCUGUGAUGAGGGCGGCGUCCUCGUCGCCGGUAGGCCUGCGGCUUUCCCGGAUGCCGCGGAUGAAGCCCUGGAGAGGCCCGCUUCCGCGUCGUCGAGUCACGCCGGCGCCUGUCUUUGGGGACUUCCUCGCUGCAGCUACGGCACGUCGGCCGGCGGCGAUCGCGCCGGUGGUUCCCUCGUUGGGGUCUGCUACCUCCGUGGUGCUUGGGGCGUCUCCGACGCUGAGUCGCGUGGUGGUGGAGGCGACGCCGGCAGCUUCGCCUUCGGUGACGGCCGAGGAGCCGGCGGUGCGGCCGUUGAUCGCGGCGGGUCUCGAGCCGCGAUUCAAACCGGCGGAUGCGGCACUGGAGGCCUCCUCUAGUGGGCCGCAAAGUCGUUGGGCCUGGUUCGGUCGGGCCGUGAUGGCUGUGCAGAAGGCGCCUCGCUGCGUCCCUAUCGACAACAGCAUACGAUCACGGGAGAUCGACCAGGUCCCGUAUCGUUCCAGAGUCAUCUUCACCGCCGCCGCUCGCCCUUGCGUGCUGGUGGAGGCGACGCCGGCAGAUUCGCCUUCGGUGACGGCCGAGGAGCCGGUGGUGCGGCCGUUGAUCGCGGCGGGUCUCGAGCCGCGAUUCAAACCGGCGGAUGCGGCACUGGAGGCCUCCUCUAUUGGGCCGCAAAGUCGAUGGGGCUGGUUCGGUCGGGCCGUGAUGGCUGUGCAGAAGGCGCCUCGCUGCGUCCCUAUCGACAACAUGCAGCGGUCGGCCGCGGUGACCCCAGCGUCGCUGCAGCUGACCACGGGCCUGCUGGCAUUGGGGCCGAUGCACCGGCCGGCUAUGCAGCAGCCGGCCUUGUCGCCACCUUCGUCGCCGCAGCCGACUUCGGAGGUCGAUACGCAGCUGCACGGUGCGGCGGAGGACGCUACGCUACCGCGCCAUCUGGAUGCGGGGCAGCGGACCUUGAGGGUCUCGUCGUGUCCCGCGGACGGACCCGUGGAGCCUGUGAUACCGCCUCCAUGGGCGGAGGGGCAGGCUGAUGGGACGAAGGGCGCUUCUUCUUCGACACCCUCUUCCCCCGCGAAGGGGGACUCGCCUGGGGCUGCUGUGAUACAGGGGGCUACAUCACCUUCUACCCCUGUAUCGACGACCUCUUCUCCCUCACCGGCUUGGUCUCCACCGCCCUCGACUUCUCCAUCGCCGGUAUCCACCCUGCAGCAGCCGCCACCCACGGUCCCUCCUCCCGUUAUUCAAUCGACGGUGAGGCGGAGUGGGAGGUACGCUCUUGCGGUGGAUGGGGCGGGGCCGACGGAUGAGGACACCAUGCAGAGAGCCAUGCGACGUAAGGCUGAGAAGAACCUCGACACGGCAGGUCAUCUACAGAUGUACAAGUAUUCUCCGUUCAUGGUUACCUCUACAACGAGUGGAGAACCGACAGCUAUUUACGGAGGUCUGUACACGGUUGGAGGCUACGGCGAGGGAUACUUUUUCCCUACAUGGGUGGCAGCAUAGUCUACGGAUAGAUGCCCCACCUACACUUUAGGCGUUAUAUGAUUCAUCGUUCCGAUAUGUAUCUCGCUUAGUUUUUAUUAUUUAUCCUUUUGGACUUGAGACAACAAAACGGCUGUGUGCAUCCUGGUUAUGCAGAGGCUGGAUGUAAUUGCUUAUUAAAGUAA
Molecule: messenger RNA, 2318 nt
Organism: Lolium perenne
Lineage: Eukaryota; Viridiplantae; Streptophyta; Magnoliopsida; Poales; Poaceae
Source: RefSeq, a predicted model, not a curated record